Fusarium keratoplasticum is the source of this 2094-nucleotide messenger RNA. RefSeq lists its product as uncharacterized. The record is from RefSeq and is a predicted model, not a curated record. NCBI's taxonomy places the organism in Eukaryota, Fungi, Ascomycota, Sordariomycetes, Hypocreales, Nectriaceae. Bases 1 to 2094 code for a protein of 697 amino acids. The transcript has a single exon.
AUGCCUCGACAAGAGUACGGGCUGGUGCCCCUCAGCUCUGAGCAUUCUCCAUCUGCGAGGGGGCUACCGUGCCCUGACGAUCGAGUCACGAGGCAGGGAGAGGUGCCGUUUGACUACGAUACUGCUUACACUGGUCAAGGCUGGCAGAGAGAACAACAUGCAUACAACACCGACUUUGACGCUACAAAUCCUGACGAUCGAAAACACACGAGCCAUGAAUAUGUAUCGGCUGCACAUAACCAUUUUGGUCUACCGAGCGACAACACUCUGAGGAGGAAUGCCAGGGAACACGCCGAGGCGACUCGCAAGUCGCAGCUAUCAAAGAGAAGAUCGAUGAUAUGGCAUUUAGUCAUUGACCUGCUCUUGGCCAUCCCAGCCUUGGCAUUUCUGCUCUAUGCGGGUGCCGUCAAUCACUAUGAAGGGAGACCGCUGAGGGAGAGCGGCUGGCGCACCGUCUCGACCCUGUACGACCUGGCCAAGUACGGACCUACCAUCUUCCCCAUCGUGUUUGCCGCCAUCGCGACAAACCUCUUGACCGCCGUCGCGGCGUGGAAGCUCGAGCGUGGCAUCUCUGUUCUCAGUCUCGAGUACCUCCUCCGCAGCCGUACCACCUUCAGUGCCGUCACUUCGCCCCUGGUCCUCAAGUCGGUCAACUUGAUUACACCCAUCAUCAUCGUCUUCUGGGCGCUCUCGCCGUUGGGAGGUCAGGCUGCGCUGCGGGUACUGGACACGGUGCCCAACGCGCACAAGCAGCCGUGGAACUGCAGCUAUCUCGAGGUGCGUCCUGAGUUGCCGCCCGUCUAUGGGGCCGACGGGUCGGUUGCCAACUCUACCGUCAUUGCCACGUUUGCUGCCGCGCUUGCGACUCCGCCCGAGAGCAAGGAGGGGAAGCUGGACAUUUGGGGCAACGUCAAGAUACCCAUGAUUGAGCCGUAUCUUGGCGUCGACGUUGACAAGUGGUACACUUUGAAGGAUUCGUUUGACGUGUACUCGUCGUUGGUUGGACUGCCAGUGAAACCCCUGGAACCCUUCCUCCCAGCCUUCAAUUACACAUUCAGAGUCAACACGUCGUACAUAACCACAAGUUGCACGGCAAAUAACCGCUCUAUGGAUCUGGAUGGCUGGAGGGAUUACGUCGAUGAGCACCGCGACUUUUCCAACGGAAAGGGGCUCAUCAUCGAGACGUCGAAUCCCGACAAGUCAGGCACCAAGGCAAGGCUGUUUCAAAUAACGUCCUACCAGCCGGGAAAGCUCACAAACGUCUUUUGCGAGCUGGGCACGACGUUUGUCGAGGUCGAGAUUGAGUGCCACCACUCGCAGUGCGGUGCCGUGCGCAUCCGGUACACUCCCGGCGCCAAGACCAGCAACUUGACGUUUGUCGAUGAUUUGCAGGGCGCGGCAAAGGGGAAGAGGAUGGAUCAUGCUUUUCUGCAGAUGUUUGUCAAUAUGACGGAGCCGAGACGGAACGGGAGCUUUUACCUGCCGUCUCCCAUGGAGCUGUACCUCUUCAGCUCCGAUGAGCCAUACGCCGUGACGCCGACAUGGGACAACGCGUGGAAUUCGGGAUCGAAAAAGGACUGGGAGAGGGGGUACAAGGCGUUUCCUAAGCGCUUCACGCAGCUUCUCAACACUUUUUGGAUCGCCUCCCUAACGCCCCUCGGCGCGGCGCAGUUCAACAAGUUUGCCGCCCCGGGCGCAAAGCACGGAGCCGCGCCUGCGGGACUGACGGCAACGGGUCACAAGAUGAAUAACGAGAGGGUUCUUGCCGUGGACAAAGCGUGGCUGGCCAUGCUGUACGUUGCGUCGUUGGCAAUGUUUCUGUCUGCCCUCGCUGCUGCGGCUUUGGGUGUGAAGAGACGAGGACCUGAUAUUUUGGACUACGCAACGACAUUUAUACGGGAUAAUCCGUAUUCGAGUGCAUCUACUGGAGAAAACUCGAUGGAGGAUGGAGCAGAUCGAACGUACAGGCUUAGAAAAGUGAGGUUAUGCAUAGGCGACGUCAAGCCAGAUGCGGAGGAGGGAUACGUAGCGCUGGCGACGGUGGACAAGGCCGUGCCGUUGGGAAAGCAGGGGAGCGAUAGGCGUUACAUGUGA